Messenger RNA from Prunus avium (sweet cherry), 1032 nucleotides. RefSeq names its product CST complex subunit TEN1. Gene Ontology annotation, molecular function: telomeric repeat DNA binding; telomerase inhibitor activity; single-stranded DNA binding. The record is from RefSeq and is a predicted model, not a curated record. Lineage: Eukaryota; Viridiplantae; Streptophyta; Magnoliopsida; Rosales; Rosaceae. Gene Ontology annotation, biological process: negative regulation of telomere maintenance via telomerase. Gene Ontology annotation, cellular component: CST complex.
CCUUCUCCUUCUUCUUCUUUCCUUCUUCUCCUCUAUCUUCUUCUUUUCCUCUCUGCAUCUCAUUCUCUGUCUCAGAUCUGGAAAAACCUCGACGCCUCGCAGCCGUACCUCGCCGUCCUAUCUUCUUCUCCUCUCUGUCAGUGCUCGCCGAACACAUCGGUUUCAGGAGCUUCGGUCCGGCGUGCGGUCUCAGAAAUUGACAAACAGUGGCCUUGGGUUCGACGCUCGGUGGAGGCUCAACACCGAACCAAACCAGAGCGAGCCCAGGCCUAGUUCAAAUGGCAGGUCCUUACUGGGUUUCAAAACACUGCCUCACUAAUUUAUUGUAAUAAAUCUCUCUGUGUGACUGAGAUUGCACUAGACACAUUCAUUUUAGUACUUUUUGGUAAUCAAUUGCAUGCAGAUGCAUUCCUCAAAUUCCAGGAGAGAUUUGGAUGCUAGGGUUUAGGGUGUGUGACUCGUGAGAGUUUACCUGAUGACGUCUUCUGAAAUAAAAUCUGGGGCAUUGGUUUCAUUGCAAGACCUACAUCCAUCUUCCUCUUAUUUCAAGCAAGGGGCUUCAUUGAGAGUAACUGGAAAGUUACAAGAGUAUUCUGUAGAGACAGCCAUUGCCACAAUUAUUGAUGGAAGAGACAGCUUAAAAAUCAACACCCAACACCUCAGGGAGCUUAGCUUUCGAGUCGGAUCCAUCUACCAGUUCAUCGGCGAGCUGCUUAUUCAACCCGAUAAUGAGGCAGUCUUGCAGGCACGUGUGGGUAGGAAUGUUGAUGGCAUUGAUCUCAAUCUCUAUUAUCAGUCUCUCCAAUUGUUGAGGCAAUUUCAGGCUCAUCAUUUGUAGAACCCAGCAACUUAAAUAUUGUAAUUUUAAAGUCAAUUUAAAGACCAAAUUACCCUCUGCAUCCAACCCGUCAAACAAUGCAAAUUGAAAUUGUAAUGGCAAAAAGGUCAAAGCUAAUGGCCCAAUGAUCACUUCGUUAUUGAACCCAAACGAAUAUAUUUAAUCGGGCCCUCAGAUUUUUCAUGGAUUUGACC